UCUGGGGUGCCUGUGGGCAUUGGGAAAUGGUGGAUCUUGGUCCUGUUUAUCGUAGAUUUUUGCUCUUUGCAGCCGGAUCAUGGUGUAGCUUAGCUAAAUUUCAGCGCCCUGCCGAUUUGAUCAGAUUCAGAGUGUGAGAGAUACUCAGUGUCUUGUUAAUGCCUAUGAUCUGCUAAAUCUUUACAGUUCAAAGUGAGGCAUUUCUUUCAUCUCUGAUCUUUCCUUGGUUGAUAGCACUUGCCAGAGGUAUGGUUGUGUAGUCAUGAACUGCUGAGUGUGUUGGAAACUUUGCUUGAUCUGUGAAAAAUAUGUGGUAUGUAAAGUUGCUGCAUUAUCAACGGGUUGGUCAGGGAUGGUGCUACUCGCUUGCUUGACAACCGUGUCCAAAUUUUUUUUUUUCCCAAAUGGGACACCCCGAAGUCUGAUUCCAGUCGUGUUGGAUUCGAGUUGCAAUUUUUUUUUGCCGAAUCGGAUAUCCGAAUCCGAGUUGGAUUCCAAUUCCGACACCCGUGGCUUUGCAUGUUCCAUGAAGUUAGUUGCACUUCCCUGGGUUGACAUCCGUUGGGAGCCUCGUGAAUCAUGCUUCCGCCUUCCGCAAUGAAUGGUCUGGAAGGGGCAAGGUGCUCGAGUUUACGGAAUGUGAAUGUGCACCAGGGCUAUCCAAAAGAAACACUGAGGCGUUUCCUUAAGGCCAGAGAGUGGAAUGUAUCAAAGGCUCAUAAAAUGAUUGUAGAUUCUUUGAAUUGGAGGAUUCAAAACGAAAUUGAUAGUGUGCUGGAGAGACCUAUAGUCCCUGUAGAUUUAUACAGAUCGAUACGCGAUUCACAACUUGUUGGACUGUCAGGAUAUACAAAGGAGGGUCUCCCAGUUUUUGCCAUUGGUGUUGGACAGAGCACAUAUGACAAAGCUUCGGUCCACUACUAUGUGCAAUCCCAUAUCCAGAUUAAUGAAUACCGUGAUCGUAUAAUUUUGCCCAUGUUGACGGAAAAGUUUGGACGGCCUAUUACUGGCUGUAUAAAAGUUCUGGAUAUGACUAGUUUGAAGUUAUCAGCACUGAGCCAAAUAAAGAUGUUGACUUCCAUAUCAACAGUUGAUGAUCUGAAUUACCCUGAAAAGACAGGGACCUAUUAUGUGGUUAAUGUUCCAUACAUAUUUUCCGCUUGUUGGAAGGUUGUGAAGCCCUUGUUGCAGGAGAGGACCAAAAAGAAGGUCAAAGUUCUGAGUGGUUGUGGGAGAGAUGAACUCCUAAAGAUUAUGGACUAUUCAUCACUUCCCCAUUUCUGCCGCCGGGAGGGCUCUGGGUCAUCAAAGCACUCAUCUACUGAUGUUGACAAUUGUUUCUCCCUUGAUCAUCCUUUCCACAAAGAACUUUAUGGUCAUAUCAAGGAGCAAGCAUCGCACAAGGAGCUCAUCAAGAUGGGCUCAUUGCAUGUCAGCAUUCCUGAGCCAGACCCAAAUGAUGCAAAAAUUGUAGAGGUCAUCCAGGCCGAGUUCCAAAAGAUCGGCGAGCAGAAUGAAUCCACUAACGGCCACAAGGAUUAGCGUGCAUCAAGGAUGGCCAUCUGCGGAACAUCUUAACCGGUGCUGGUGACCUCUGACGAAAAUUGGUUAUUCCUGUUCAUGUCUGUAUUUUGGUUCUCAGUCCCCAAUUGCCUGGGGAAUAUAGUAGAAAGAUCUCGCAUUUUCAUGAUGCGAGCUUGAGUUUAUAGUUGGAGAGGAGAGACCGAAAGAUAAACAAGUCAGUGUAUAUUAGAUGGACAUGAAGUCAUAAAACUCCUUUUGUUAGGGUAACCAACAUAUAUUUAGCUGUUAUAAGGAUGGAAAUCCAUGGAAGCGCCUUUGGUACAGUUUUGCAUCA
Phragmites australis (common reed) is the source of this 1858-nucleotide messenger RNA. RefSeq lists its product as uncharacterized. NCBI's taxonomy places the organism in Eukaryota, Viridiplantae, Streptophyta, Magnoliopsida, Poales, Poaceae. The coding region runs from base 580 to 1542 and encodes 320 amino acids. The record is from RefSeq and is a predicted model, not a curated record. The transcript has 10 exons.